CUGGACCAACUUGGUGCAACUGUUCGCAACAAUAGACAAAUUCGAAGAAUGGUGGUGUUCCUGAUUGGUGUCUCGUUGAGUUUCAAUUUGUUCGGUGAUCUUCUCACACUUUUUAUAAAAGAAGAACUGGACUUGGUUUGGAGGGAAGUUUGCACUUUUGUGGUACAAGUCUACCCUCGACUGGUUGUAAAUACCAUCAAUUUAACGUUUUUGACUCUUUUGAUGAUUCUGGAAGGUCGCUUUAGAGUCAUUAAUGACGGAAUCCAAGCCCUCAUUAAUGACUCUCGCAAAGUGACACGGUUUCCAACCGAAUUGACCUUUUGCAACAAAAUCAAACAUCUGGUCAACCUUCACAAAAACUUGGUCAAAGUCGCCAAAGAUCACAAUUCGCUUUAUUCCUUGCAUCUGUUACUUUGGAUUACUGUGACUUUUAUUCUUCUUGUCGGUGACUCCUAUAUUGUCAUGUAUGUAUUUUUUUUCCACUUAUCAGAUGUUCGCUAUGUUAUGGUUGUGUACUUGUUGAAAAAUGUGGUCCUGUAUGGUUUAGAAUUGUUUAUUUUGGCGAAAAUUGUGACCGACUUGUGUCAAGAAGCGAAUAGUACCAAAAAAUUAAUUGUGAAAAUUAAAAUCGACAUCGACAAGGAGGAUGAAAGGAAUGAGGUCAUUUCAAGUGCUUUGAAACUGAGUCAGAAUGAGUUGGAAAUAACAGCUUGCAAGUUUUUCAGUAUUGAUAACGCUCUACUAUUUUCAAUUUGUGGUGCUUCAUCGUCUUACCUAUUCAUAAUGAUUCAAUUGGACCUUGGGAAUAAGAAAAAUGAAACCAGCACAAUUUUGAUGGAUGUGAAUAACUCGACUGUUAAUCAAAGUGGUUUCUUGUGAAUUAAGUUACGUUGUUUAACAUUACUCUAAUUAAAGCCCACUUGCCUGAAUCAAUAAACGUAAUUACCUAUACUAUGAGUUUGUUGAUAAUUAUUUAGUGCAAUUGAAAUGUUUUCAACAAGUUACAACGAAAUUUUCGCUCCAAUUUAAACAAUUUUAAAUUUUUUGACCGUCGAACCCCGCAUUCUGACAAACGGCCGUUUGGUUUUUUCUGUCGUCAUUUAUUUUGAAAAUACAAGGCUAACUGAAUUUUUUUAAACGGCACGAAAAGUCAAAUUUAAUAAUUUUUAAAACAGCAUUUUUUUGUGAAUUCAGUGAUGUUAUAUGGUACCCACCUUUGUUUUUGUUACAAGGUAAAAAAAAUUAUUUUGGAUUUUUGGAAAAGCAUAACUAAGUUAGCUUUGAAAAUACUCUGAUUAGCGAUCUGUCACUUGUAUAUUAGCCAAAAAUUAAACUUGUGUGCAAUAAUUAGUUUAACAAUAGUACAUUUAAGUAAAACUGAGCAAAAAAAAUUCUCAUACUGGUUGGUCAUGGCGGCAGAAAGCAAAAAAGUUAGUGGAAAUCAUUUUAAACAUCUUUUUUAGCAUAAAAAUCAUGUAUUUCGUGUUUAAUUUAUUUCUAAUUAAGAAGUGUUCUUCUUCAUUUAAAAGUGUUUUUUUAACAAUUAUUUUUAACUCCUACUUAUUUUUUGGUCAAUGUUUAAGCAGAAAAGAUCUAACGAUAGAUAAAGACAACAUUUCCCAGGUAACAAAAUUUUACACUUUUUUAAACCUUAUUAAUUCGAUUUUUUUAAGUUUUGC
Tribolium castaneum (red flour beetle) is the source of this 1679-nucleotide messenger RNA. Its product is annotated as gustatory receptor candidate 16. Gene Ontology annotation, biological process: sensory perception of taste; male courtship behavior; chemosensory behavior. Gene Ontology annotation, cellular component: axon; neuronal cell body; membrane. The coding region runs from base 49 to 879 and encodes 276 amino acids. The transcript has 5 exons. NCBI's taxonomy places the organism in Eukaryota, Metazoa, Arthropoda, Insecta, Coleoptera, Tenebrionidae. The record is from RefSeq and is a predicted model, not a curated record.